Messenger RNA from Vitis vinifera (wine grape), 2050 nucleotides. RefSeq lists its product as uncharacterized. The record is from RefSeq and is a predicted model, not a curated record. The coding region runs from base 869 to 1831 and encodes 320 amino acids. Lineage: Eukaryota; Viridiplantae; Streptophyta; Magnoliopsida; Vitales; Vitaceae. The transcript has 5 exons.
CAAGAAUCAAAAUUAUAGAGCUGGAGAAAAAUAGAAAAAGAAAAAGAACAGAACCAAAAACAUUUCUUGCCGAGUAGGCUCAAUCAAUGGUUGUGGUAGUUCUAGUUUUUGGUUGCUGUUUUUCCAUUUAGUUCUGCUACGGGGAGUUGGGGACUGCGGGUAAGUGGGUGCCUGGUGGCAAAGGUAGACCGCGUUGAAGUCAAGGCCGGUAGGCUGGGUUUUUUCAUGAGACCCGUGUUAGUUUUUGCGUAAACAACCCAGAAUACUAGAAAACACGCAUAUACAUUUUUUGGAAAACAAGCAAGGACCAAGGACAGCCCACCCACAGGGCAUUCUGCGGCCUCAUCCCAGAUCUCUCACGGGAUUCUUAGACAGUAUACCCUGAAAAUCUAGUUGUUUUGAUCAAUAGCACCAGUGAAACCUGUCUGUCACGGGUGCUAGCUGAUCCUGUGAACAGAAAAAGGUGAACUCCAUCUCUUGUGUACAAUUCAUUUAGGUUCCUACUAAGUUUUCUUACAUAUCUUGCAUGUUAAAAAUUGUUCUUUCUCUUGAAGCAAUUGCCCAAAAUCAUUGAAAGUACAGUUCUGUUGAUUAAUUGGACUGGUUAGGCCAGCUUACAAUUAGUGCUAUAUGACUCACUGAGCAGAAAGUUACACUUUGUUUCUGAGAGAUACAGGUGGUUUUUCAAUUUAUUUUUCACACAUAUCUAAUGGUUAAAAGUUUGACACUCUGAAUAUAAUUCAUCAAUGAUCUAUAUUCAGUCAAAUGUGUAUUUUAUAUUUGCCUGAUACUCAUUGCUAUGCUUGCCUCCAUUGAUGCUUAUACAAUAUUUCAGUUACAUUUAUAGCUUUCUGGGGUUUCAAUUAAGAUGCCCAACUCAUCUGAGGAGACGGAUAAACUCAAUACGAACUCUGGCCAUAAUGUGAGGGAAGAGAGUGAAUAUGUCAGGCUGGUCAUAUCCAAUGAAGCAAGGUUAUCUGAAGCUGACAUUUUACAACCUCAAGCAGAAACAAGGAUUAAAUCAUUCAUCUGGUGGCUCAAAGCUUUAAUUUUUUGUGUUGUUAAUGUAAUAUUUCUUCUCAUUUUCUUGAAAUGGGGAGCACCAUUUAUGUUUGAGAAGAUUCUCCUCCCAAUCAUGCAUUGGGAAGCUACUGCUUUUGGCCGUCCAGUUCUCGCUUUUGUGCUUGUUGCUUCUCUGGCAUUGUUUCCUGUGCUGCUAAUCCCUUCUGGCCCCUCAAUGUGGUUGGCUGGAAUGAUUUUUGGAUAUGGUCUUGGGUUUGUUAUAAUCAUGAUUGGAACAACCAUAGGAAUGGUCCUGCCUUAUUUGAUUGGACUCCUAUUCCGUGAUCGAAUCCAUCAAUGGUUAAAAAGAUGGCCACAGAAAGCUGCCAUGAUUAGACUGGCUGGAGAAGGAAGCUGGUUCCAUCAAUUUCGAGUGGUUGCACUUUUUAGGGUUUCACCAUUUCCAUACACAAUUUUCAACUAUGCAAUAGUAGUAACAAGUAUGACAUUUUGGCCCUAUUUAUGGGGAUCAAUUGCUGGAAUGGUACCAGAAGCUUUCAUUUACAUCUAUAGUGGUCGGUUAAUAAGGACGUUAGCAGAUGUGCAGUAUGGUAAUCAACACCUCACUACGUUGGAAAUUAUAUACAACAUCAUCUCCUUCAUUGUUGCUAUCAUCACCACAGUUGCUUUUACUAUUUAUGCAAAGAGAGCUUUAAAUGAGCUUAAAAUGGAGACCAAUGGAGAAGAAGCAUCUACUUCUGAACUUUCGAGUUUUGAGAUGGAGAAGCUUCCUCUUGAAAGACCCAAGCACCUGGGUUUCUCUUCAUAGCAUGGAUACUUGAGGAAUAUGAUGGUACUGUAAAAAUUUGUUUUAGUCAAGGGAUUUGAAUCCCUUGAUCUUUGUAAUUAUCAAAAGGGAAACCAACAGAUAUGAUUGAUAAAUAUUAAAGGUGAGAUGUUAAGAGAUAUGGAGUUUAUUGGUUCUUUAUGUAGAUUCUUUGUUACUAUCUCCAGAUUCCAUCGUAUUAAAGGUGAGAUGUUAGAGAUA